This is a messenger RNA of Aspergillus ruber CBS 135680, 1296 nucleotides long. Its product is annotated as MFS general substrate transporter. Gene Ontology annotation, molecular function: transmembrane transporter activity. The record is from RefSeq and is a predicted model, not a curated record. The transcript has 3 exons. Gene Ontology annotation, cellular component: membrane. Gene Ontology annotation, biological process: transmembrane transport. Lineage: Eukaryota; Fungi; Ascomycota; Eurotiomycetes; Eurotiales; Aspergillaceae. Bases 1 to 1296 code for a protein of 431 amino acids.
AUGACGUGUAUCACAGGCAUCGGGAACCUGCUAGCCGGUCUGUUGACUGUAUGCACACCAGUAAUCGCGAUCGAUCUGCAGGUUCCACCAGCACUACAACUCUGGCCAACCGCUGCCUUUGCACUCGCCUGUGGCUGCAUCUUAUUCCUCUGUGGUGCCGCCGCCGACGUGCUGGGCUGCCGGCGCGUCUGUCUGCUCGGGAGCCUGUUCCAGACCGCAAGUGCCCUGGCUAAUUGCACUGCGAGUCACAGCAGGCCUCGCCGCCGCAGCAUCGCCUUCGCUGCGAUGGGCGGCGGCCAGGCCGUCAGCUUUGGUCUGGGACUCGCUCUAGGCGGGGUAUUCGCCGACACCGUCGGCUGGCGAUGGGGCUUCUACACUACUGCCUGUCUCAACGGCGUUGUGCUUGCACUGGCGCUGUGGUCACUCCCCUCUGGCGUAGACACGGAUCCACCAAUAAGCCACGCAAUACUCACCCGGCUCCUCCACGAUAUCGACUGGGUUGGCGCCUUGCUUAUCAGCAUCUGCCUCGCGCUUAUCUCGCCACUCAACCUCGUGCUUCUAUGCUCCGCAUUAGUCUUCAUCCCGGCCUUCACCUUCUGGAUGAGCCGCCAGGCUCGUCUCAACCGCCCAGCCUUAAUCCCCAAUAUACUAUGGUCCCACCUCCCGUUCACAGCCGUCUGCAUCACUGUCUUCCUAGUCUGGGGCUCCCUGAACGCCUCAGAGCAGCUGGCAGCCCUAUACCUACAAGACAUUCGGGGAAAAUCAGCACUAAUCACCUCUCUCUAUUUUAUGCCGGCACCCGUCUGCGGCGUGGUUAUGAGCGUCGCCACGGGCGCCUUUUUGCCGCGUUUGCGGCCGUCAGUCGCAGUUGCCGCAGCCUGCCUUGUUAGCGGUAUCGCGCCAUUGCUUUUCGCGACGUUAUGCGGUGUCGAUGGUCCGGGGUAUUGGCGGGGUGUUUUCCAGGCCAUGGCGCUUAACCUGCUGGAUGCAGACCUGAUGUAUACAAUCGCGAAUUUGAUCAUGACGGCCGCUUUUCCUACGGGGACGCAGGCGCUGGCGGGGGGCGUUUUUAAUAUGCUUGCGCAGGUAGAAAAGAGUUUUGGGAUCGCGAUGUCGGCGCUUCUUGCGCGGCAGAUUACUGGCCAGAUGCAGAUGGCUGAGGAUGGCACAAAAGAGGCCUUGCUAUCUGGUUAUAAGGCUGGCUGGUGGUAUAACUGUUCAAUGGGCUUUGUUUUGGUAGUGGUCAGUCUUUGGGGCUUGAGGAGUGUUAAAAGACUAGAAGUCAAGAGGGACUGA